Molecule: messenger RNA, 1420 nt
Organism: Solanum lycopersicum (tomato)
Lineage: Eukaryota; Viridiplantae; Streptophyta; Magnoliopsida; Solanales; Solanaceae
Product: probable N-acetyltransferase HLS1
Molecular function (GO): acyltransferase activity, transferring groups other than amino-acyl groups
Source: RefSeq, a predicted model, not a curated record
AUUAUAGAUAACAAACAUUUCUUCACUCUAGCUAUAUUAUUAGGUGAAUGUCUCUAAAUAUCUCACAAGAGAAUUUAUCAGCUUAUGAUAAUACCAAUAAAAAAACAGAAAUUGUUGUAAGGCAAUAUGAUGAAGAGAAGGAUAAGUUGGCUGUGGAAGAAUUGGAAGGACAGUGUGAUUUUGGACAACGAGGGCAGCCAUCGUUGUUUACUGAUCUCAUGGGUGACCCCAUUAGUCGUAUUCGCAAUCUCCCUUUACAUGUUAUGUUGGUAGCUGAAUAUGGCAACAAUGGAGAAAUUGUUGGGGUAAUUCGAGGUUGUAUAAAGACUGUGACUAGAGGAAAUAAAGGCUCAACACCAUGUCCAGUUUAUGUAAAAAUUGCUUAUAUUCUUGGACUGCGUGUUUCAUCUCACCACAGGAGACUUGGCAUUGGAACAAAACUAGUUGAAAACUUAGAAGAAUGGAGCAAAAUCAAUGGAGCAAAAUAUGCUUAUAUGGCUACUGAUAGUAACAACGAAGCAUCGAUAAAAUUAUUCGUAUCGAAAUGCAACUACGCGAAAUUUCGCACUCCUUCUGUGUUGGUUCAACCAGUUCAUGCUCAUUACAAGCCGGUUGCAUCAGACAUUGCUAUCGUACGAGUCUCACCACAACUCUCUGAGUCAUUCUAUCGACGUAUUUUCGCGAAUUCGGAGUUUUUCCCUAAAGAUAUUGAUCAUAUACUAGACAACAAGCUUAAUUUUGGUACUUUCAUGGCUGUACCCAAAAAAACACUCUUUAAUUGGGAUCCAAAAAGUGGAUCUUUCCCACAAACUUUUGCUAUACUAAGUGUGUGGAAUACUAAGGAAGUUUAUAAGUUACAAGUAAGAGGCGUAUCGUCGUUGAAAUAUGCUUGUUGCUUAGGAACUAGGGUUUUGGACUCAUGGAUGCCAUGGUUAAGGGUUCCAUCGAUACCUAAUAUAUUUAAAAUGUUUGGUUUUUAUUUGUUGUAUGGAAUUCAUAUGGAAGGUAAAGAUGGUCCAAGACUUAUGAAGUCGCUUUACGCGUUCGCCCAUAAUAUGGGGAGGAAUGAUAAAGAGUGUCGUUUGUUGGUGUCUGAAGUUGGUUUUGAUGAUCCUGUUAAAGAGGCUAUACCACGAUGGAACAAGUUUUCAUGGGGAGAUUUAUGGUGUAUGAAGAAACUUGAUGUUGAUGAAUUAUUAUCUAAGGAGGAUGAUAAUUGGAUGGAGUCCCAAGUUUCGAACUCUUCAUCAGUUAUUUUCGUUGAUCCACGUGACUUUUAAUCACUUUAUUAGGGUUGCAUGGAGUUUUUAGAUAAGCUUAUAUAGAAUGAGCAAUUGUAUAUUCCAACCAACAAAACAAGGACUACCUCUUAGUUUUCAAAACAACUCAGAGUCGAUUAUAUGAUACUAUUUUCUUAUUA